AUGGCGCCCAAAGACUUCAUCAUCAAGCACAUGAAUGCUGAUCACCAAGACUCCGUGGAACUGUUCCUGCAAGCCUACUGCGGUAUCACAGCCAAACAAGCCAAAGCUGCGCAACUGGAAGACAUCAGUCUCUCGAACCUGAUCGUGACUGCCCACGGUACCCGGUACAGCGUUCCUAUCGAUCCCCCGAUGAAAGACUACUCGGAGGCGCGCGUCCGUAUGGUGGCCAUGCACAAGGACAGCCUGAAGCGUAUAGGACGCAGCGAAAUCACACUCAAAGAAUACCGCCCCCCGCGCGGUUACCAGGCAGUGAUCUUUGGGUUGUGCCUGUUCACCUACAUCAGCUGCUGGAACCGUAGCAAUGUUCUGCCCGGCUCCGCUGUCUACGAGUACUUUGGGUACAAAUACGUCCCCAAUUUCGCCCAUUUUGUCUACAAUAUCCAGCCCUACCUGCUUCCUCCAUUCUUGGCCAUUCAUAUUACUGAGACCGUGGUGCUCGCGGUGACACAGUUGAAGCCAUUGGGUGUGCCGUUUUUGUCCGGUUUAUGGUGCAAGUGGACUGCGUCGUGUCUCAUUGAGGGAUUCGGUACAUUCGUGCGCAUUAAGCAGAUUGUGAAGAAGGAGAAAGCGAAGGCGAUGGCGAAGAGCCAGUAG
This is a messenger RNA of Penicillium paradoxum, 654 nucleotides long. Its product is annotated as DUF2470 domain-containing protein. The transcript has a single exon. Lineage: Eukaryota; Fungi; Ascomycota; Eurotiomycetes; Eurotiales; Aspergillaceae. The record is from RefSeq and is a predicted model, not a curated record. Bases 1 to 654 code for a protein of 217 amino acids.